UCUCUCUCUUCUCUCACCCUCUCAAAGUGAAACUCCAUCUCUGCAUCUGCAUUUGACAACGCCCAUUGAUUUCAUCAACGUCAAUAGAUUAAUCCCUUCUCUUCUUCCCCACACCACACACGGGCAGGGCUGCUAGCAUGGAGAUAGAUGUUACGCCUACGCUACUAGUAUAAGAACCCCAGCUCCCCCUUGGGGCCGAGGCAGAGCAGAGCAGGACCUAGACUAGAGAGAACAUCUUUAGUGCUGUACUAUUUUGUGAGGAGGAGAGAGAAUGAUGGAGGUGGCGGUGGAGAGCCCGCAGCCGGCGGCGUGGGACCACUUCAAGGAGAAGGUGGAGAUCAUGGAGGAGGAGAACGGUGGUGCUUCCGCAGCCGCAGCCGCCGCCGCCGCUGCUGCAGGGGAGCUGCUGACCAGGGAGAUCAAGAAGAGGUUGCUGAACCACGCCCAUGAGAAUGGGAAUGGCCAUGGCCAUGUCAAUGGAGGAGGACCAGAGGAGCUCAAGGUUGUUUCCGAGGAGGAGGACAAGGUGGAGGAGGCUCCUGAAGAGCCCAAGGUUGCUGAAGAGGAGCAGAAGUCGCACCUGCAGCAGACUAUCCUCUUCGAUGCAGCCAAAGGGUUAUGGAAGUGCCGGCACUGCGAUUGGACGUACCGCCUGACUAGUCCGUGCGAAAAUGGUACCAUAGAUCAUCGAGGCUACCCCCACCAAAUCGAGCAGAAUCUCGAAUCGUUGGUUGAGAAAAUGGAUCGUUUUACGGUUCACCGAACAAAGCCUCCUCAAGCAGAGGAGGAGAAGGAGGAGGAGGCUCCUGAAGAACAGCAGCUGCGGCACAAGAGUAUCUUCUUCGAUGCAGCCAAAGGACUAUGGAAGUGCCGGCACUGCGAUUGGACGUACCGCCUGAGUAGUCCGUGUGGAAAUGGCACCGUAGAUCAUCGAGGCUUAUUAAAACCAGAGCAUUUGGCAGUUGAAUCAUAUUCGGAGGACCAAGCUGCUGAAGAUCCAGUGAUGAUGCCACUGCAGUCCGAGAUGCAGAACUCCAACGAUACAACCACUAAAAUUGAAUCUCGCACAUAUGCUCAUCAUAGUCAUGGCACAGUUGUAAAACCAGUGCAUUCGAUAACCGAAUCAUCGUUGGAAGAUCAGAACACGACAACCACCACAACUACAACCACAUCGGCAACAGCUACCACAUCCUCUACAACCACAUCAGCAGAAGUGACAACUCACUCAUCGUCUUCUACAGGAAUCUUUGACGCAGAAGUAAUUGAAUGGAUGACAGAUGACAUGCCUCCCCUGAAGCCUGCCGAUGGAGUUAUCAUGGAUGCAACUCACCACCUACAUGGACAUGAAGAUGUUCACGGAACUACGACGACAACCUUCGAGAAUGGCUCAUUUACCACUCAUGUAAGUCACACAACAGAACUCAAGGUCGAUUGCCCGAAUGUGACCACUAUCGCGAGGGGCGAUUUACCAACCUCGCCAAUUCCUCAAGCAGAAGAUCGACCUUAUGUAGCAGUGUCAGUCCCUGAAGAUGUGAAUCCUGCUGCUCCUAGCCCCCAACAGAGUGAUGACUGGGAUAUACCAAAAGCCAUAGUGUAUGGUGGCUUAGUGGAGUCAGUCACCAGCCUCUCCGUUGUUUCAGCAGCAGCAUCAAGUGGAGCAAAAACAUUGGACAUAUUCAUCUUGGGCAUAGCCAACCUUAUGGGAGGGCUUCCUCUCAUUUUCCACAAUAUUGCCGAUCUAAGAGACAUUCGAGAUGUGAAUGAGGACAACGAGCGCGUCGGCCACUACUGGUUGCAGCUCGGAAGGCGGUCGAAAGCCCGACUCCACAUGAUCCUGGCCCUUCUCUCAUACAUCGUAUUCGGGCUACUUCCACCAAUCCUCUAUGGUCUGUCAUUCCGUGAGAGCAAUGACAGGGAGAACAAGAUGAUGGCCGUCGCCGGUGCUUCACUCGUCUGCAUCGCUCUACUAGCACUUGGAAAGGCGCAUGUCAAGGCAGCACCCAGGACAUACUUCAAGACCCUAAUGUACUACCUGACGGUCGCUGUGAGCUCAUCGGGGCUGUCCUGCGUCGUCGGCGUGCUGAUCACGCGGCUCCUGGUGCACUUUGAAAUUAUCGAGCAAGGUGGGUCGGCUGCUCCUCCUUCUCCGGGCCUGUCGUUCCCUCAUUCAGUGGGUGCACAAACAUCUGCCUGGGCCUCAUUCUGAAUUCUGAACUCGGAAGUUAUUGGGAAACAGUGCUGAAAAAGAGAAGACAUGUAUGAGUGGCAUUGGUGUUUGAUCCUGACAUAUUGAUAGCAGCACUGAACUGGCAACCAGGCAACUGAGAAAGACCAAUUGAAAUGAACACAGGCCACUGAGUUGACCCACCACACCGAGCAAAGCAAACACCCAUGAAAUUAUAUAGAUAAGAAGCAUACAUAAGACACACAUAGAUCCAGAAAGAGUUUCGAAUUAAAACCUGUAAAAAGAUGCAAUCUUCAGUUUUUACAGAGUCCAGUAGUGCCGGUAGAAAUUUAGCUGAUGGUACCAAGCAGUUAUUAAGCUGCAGGGCACACUGAUAAAUGUCCAGCCCGUAGUUCUGCGUAAAACUUGAGCGGUAAUUCCGAUGUGUCUUACCAACUUGGAACUAGAUCAACCAUGUGUUGUUAGUACCCGGUGGUUCCACAACAGUGCUUUUGUGUGUGUAAAAGAACAUAGAUUGCCAAUAAAAAUCAUUUGAUUUUCGGUAUAUCCGAUGUGACAUGCAAGGGGGCAUACAGUCCCAAUCCUUUUCGGUAGUACACGUCCAUUAUUACGAAAAUAGCGAUAAGUUAUGUGCCUUUAUCCUUAUUUUGUUUCUUGAUGUUGUGUAUUGAAACAUUGGUUCCAUGAAUGUAAUCAGGAAAUCAACCUGUUCUUAAGAAGAAGAUUUUUUUUA
Messenger RNA from Triticum aestivum (bread wheat), 2918 nucleotides. Its product is annotated as membrane protein of ER body-like protein. Lineage: Eukaryota; Viridiplantae; Streptophyta; Magnoliopsida; Poales; Poaceae. Bases 272 to 2206 code for a protein of 644 amino acids. The record is from RefSeq and is a predicted model, not a curated record. The transcript has 9 exons.